This is a messenger RNA of Cataglyphis hispanica, 3486 nucleotides long. RefSeq names its product leucine-rich PPR motif-containing protein, mitochondrial-like (gene bsf). The transcript has 4 exons. Gene Ontology annotation, molecular function: protein binding. The record is from RefSeq and is a predicted model, not a curated record. Lineage: Eukaryota; Metazoa; Arthropoda; Insecta; Hymenoptera; Formicidae. The coding region runs from base 98 to 3187 and encodes 1029 amino acids.
GCGCAUGCGCCUUCCUUUCUCGUUCGUCUUCAUCAGUGUCUUCCACGUUCCACCGACACUGAUCCGCAUUCUGCGGAUUUAAUUGAUCAAAUUGACGAUGAUUGAAACUGACAAAAUGUUACAACUAAGGAGAUAUGCGAUGCUUCUCAGAGCCGGUGCAAAGUCGCACGUUGUCCGUUCGCAUCUGCACUCGUCGUUGUCAUGUGAAAUGUCAAAUCUCGCGAAGCAUAAAGGUUAUCUUUCCCGUUACGUGCAUCACGGCCUAUCUCGACUGCAAACGCAUUUGCGACCCUGUGAGAAUUACGCCGCGACAUGCAUUAGGACAUUCGGCACGACGGUUCCACAAUCGAUCGAUGACAUCGAUCAUAAAUUGGUGUCGUUGUGCGACGAUAUUAAAAAAAGCCGAGUGUCGGCGGACAGUUUGAAGGAGGUUAUCAAAUUAUGCGACGAGACCGGCUAUCAGCUGCCUCACGACACUGGUGUACUGUUGCUCAAGUGUUGCGGCAAUCUUUUAUCCGAUCUGGAGACGACCGAGAGGCAACAUCUAGCGGAUCAGGUAUGGCGCCUUGCGAAGAAAAACAGUGAAGGACUGACGUUGGAGUAUUACAAUACUUUGCUGGAUGUUCAUAUGGAGAAUUCGAUUUCUGUGGAUCCUAAGAAGUUCCUAGCCGACAUAAGUGUAGAACCGGAUAGGAACACAUAUCAUUUGUUGUUAAAUGCAGUUGCAAAGAUGGGUAACAGUAAUCAUCUGCGAGAUAUCAUAUCUAUAAUGAAGGAGAAGAACGUCAUUAUUGAGGAAGAUGAAUUCAAUACUUUGGUGCAGAUUUACGCGAGCAAUGGCAAUAUUGCUCAGGCAGAAUACUUAAUAACACUCAUGCAAGAUGUCAAACUAUCUACGGACAAAGCGUACACAGAGUUAGCAUGUGGAUAUGCAAAACUCGGUGACAUUCCGAAUCUGGUUAAAAUAUUGAAUGACGAACCGCAAAGCGAUACGAAUCUUCUGAGAUUGAUAAAGGCUCUGAGCAUGUCCGAUAAUGGUAGACACAUCCCUGUUGUCCUGAACUUUCUGAUGCCUUCUGUACCAGCUAUCAAAUCGCAAAUCUCCAAGACAAUAGCAGAACUGAUACAUGUUGAUCGAAUCACGGAUGCUCAUACAAUUAUAACUUGUUUUGCUAUGAAUGAUACGACGAAGGAUGUUACAAAAAGUUUUAUAAAUAACUUCUUGAAUGAAUUAGUUAUGUUAAAUGCAUCAGCGGACGAUAUUAUGAGAUACGCGACUGAUUUCGUGGAUUCCGGUUGCGAACCUCUGGCAUUGACCAAUGUAGCAGAAUCCGGCUUGAAACUCGGCAGAGAAAAUCUAUGCCUCGCAAUAUUCAGAGCAAUGAGAGAAAAGAAUAUAGAGGUACGAGCGCAUUAUUAUUGGCCUUUACUAGCAAUUGCGCAUUACAAUCAGGGGGAGGCUAAGAUAUUCUCACUAGUAAAAUUGAUGAUAGACACAGGAGUGAGAUUGGACUCUGAUACACUGCUGAAUUAUGUAUAUCCAUAUGUAAAUACCGCAAAUCCGUCUAUUACUCUGCAGAAACUACUGAUUAACGGCGUGCCCGGCUGUGUUGCAUAUACGCCCUUCAUAUCCUUUUUACUGUCUCAGAAUCGAAUGCAAGACAUAAAAUUAUUGUGCACAUACAGUAGGCAAUAUAGAAUACAUUAUAAAGAAUUGAUGAAACCUUUAGUGCGUGCUUACAUAGCCACAAAGGACGUCGAGAACUGCAUAUUGUUAUUAACGAUAUUUCCGCGCGGUCAAAAUUUCGUCACUUUAUUUUUGAAAAUGUUGUUGAAUAAUAGACGUUUAACAUUUGCCAUGGAGAAUUUGCAAGUUUUUUUAGAAGAAUUUAAGAAACGCGAAGUUAAAAUAUCGCAACGAGAUGCAACUAUUCUCAAGAGCAUUCUGUCCGAAAAUUUCGGACAGGAAGCUACGGAAAAAAUAAGCUUGUUAAAACUAAUAGAUGAUCUAGUGGACGCUGAUGUGAAAGAAUCAGCGCUCGCGUUUAUUAACCACCCGAUGUUUAUGAAUACUAACGAGCUAGCUUGUCAUCUAGUCGAGAUGAAGAGAAAAAAGUUUCCAACCAAAGGCAUUCUGCGCCGGUUGCUAGAGGCAUAUUGUGCUGAAAACAAUUUGAUGAAAGCCGAGGAAAUACAACGAGAGUGUGAUGCAUGCCAAUAUGAAUGGACAGCCGGUAUGAAGAUGUAUUUGUUCGAGCUAUAUGUCAAAUAUAACAAAUUGAAAGAGGCCGAGACACUGCUGUCCGAUCUGCAGACUAAGUUUGACAAUUUUAAGAUAGAUAAUGUCAAGAUUGUGAAGUUCGCCACCGCGUUGGUGAAGGCGGAUAAACCAAAGAAAGCCUUUCAAAUUAUUAAUAACAUCAGCAAUGUUAAUUUUAGAACAAACGUCGAGAAACAGUGUCAUGUACUUUUGCAAACAUUGGCGCAGAGUAAGUAUCAUUCUUACACAAAAAAUAUGUUGAAUCUGCUCCUCGAGAAAAAAUACUGCAAUAUAACUACCGAGCUAUUAAGGCCACUUGUGGCGAUACCAUUAGAACACAACGACAUCCAGGGCGCUGUAGAUAUAUUUAUUGCAUGCGCUGAAAAAUACAAAAAAACACCGUUGGCAUUGGAAGUAUUGACGGCAUUGUUGCAGCAGAAAGAUAGUUCGAAAUUGCACAAUGUAGAAAUGUACAUAGAAAAGGUAUAUAAUAUAAUAGUUCAGUUGUAUGGUAUAAACACUGCAAGCACAUUGCUAGUAUUAGCGCUGGCAACAUUGAACAAGACGCAGGAACUGCAAACUGUAUUGCAGAAGCAAAAAAUAUCCAUGAACUGUCUCUUGCACUAUUUCAACUAUGCACGAAGGAAUAGUACUGUAGAUAGCUUAUUGAAACUGUUCAAAGCAGUUCCAGAUUCGAACAAUCCUGAUUUACUUUUAUUAAGCGACAUGCUUCUUUCUAUUUAUAGUAAAACGGGAGAUUGCAAUAAUGCAAUAGAGCUUUGGAAGCUAAUGUGUGCAAAGAAUAUUAAGCCCAGUGAACAAUUCAAGAACAGCUUUAUUCAGUUUCUGCAAACAAAUAAAGUUCCACUCCCUUCAGAAUUUGAACAAGAUAAGAAUAAAAUAAACGUUAGUAAUCAGAAAAUUUAAAAUAGGAAUAAUAUUUGUGAAAUAACGGUAAUUUAAAAAUAAAUAAAACAUGAUGAAAAAAGAUGGACGAUAGGAAUUUUUAAAUAACGAUGUUACAAUAAAUUAUUACAAAGAAACAUUUAUUAAAAAGUAGAAAGAAAAAGAAAAAAAUUUCUUUAAUUCUGAGAAUUUCUAUUACUUUAUUCCAUAUUAUUUUGUGUUUUCUUAUUGUUAUUGAUCGUUUUCGAGUAAAGCUCCUAUUAGUAUACGAGAGGAUAGGCAAAUCAUCUUUUAAUAAAGAGAUUUUAAAUUCUCUUGAA